AAAGAAAGUAACCGCAAUUGUUCGGAACGCGUUGACCUCGCAAUGUCAAACCCACAGAAUGCCGCACCUCCGGAUUCCUUAAUCAAUCUAGACAAGGGGAAGGAGCACUGGGAAGGCAUUGCUUCUGAUAUUGAUGGUAUGCUGGGCGGGAUCCCCGCCCUGAUGCCGUCCGUGUCCCGAGUCGAUCUACAGGGUUCCCGAACAUUUCUAGCGAGACUGGGCAUCGGUAUUAAGAGUGGCCGGAAGAUUGUUCCCAGGGCACUUGAAGGAGGAGCCGGGAUCGGCAGAGUCACCGAAGGGCUUCUUCUUCAAGUGGCCGAACAAGUAGAUGUCAUUGAACCUGUAGCCAAAUUUACUACAACUCUGGAGGGUAAGCCUGGCGUGGGAAACAUUUUCAAUGUCGGUUUAGAGGGGUGGCAACCCGCGAAUGGAGUGGUAUACGACCUGAUCUGGAUUCAAUGGUGCGUCGGAUAUGUUGCCGAUAAGUCAUUGGUGCAGUUUCUGGAGCGAUGCAAGAGCGUGUUGAACCCAGAUGGUGGAUUUAUUGUGGUUAAGGAAAACAUAAGCACAUCCGGUGUUGACACAUUCGACGAUGUCGACCAUAGCGUCACAAGGGAGGAUACGAAAUUCCAGGCUCUUUUCAAGGAGGUUGGUCUGCGAAUUAUUAGGACAGAUAUGCAGCGUGGCUUUCCUGUGGUUGGGAAUCGGCAACUAUUACCGUUGAAGAUGUAUGCAUUAAAGCCAGAGCCGGCCACAACAACAUAGUACAGUUUCACAUUCUCUCAUUCAGAACGAGUGGUAUUUGGAGAGAUUGCAUGUCUCCAUCCUCUUGAGCUUUUCACGAGAUAAAGGUGUCGUUCAGAGCUUGGCUGGCUGGGCAAGCGACGGUAAAGUCCUACCAUCCACAGAUGGGAUCUUGUCUUUCAUAAUAGGCCCUAUAGUCGCUCGUUCAAUAUAUCAUGCAUAGAAUAUUAAGU
Messenger RNA from Ilyonectria robusta, 977 nucleotides. Its product is annotated as alpha-N-methyltransferase NTM1. Gene Ontology annotation, cellular component: cytoplasm. Bases 43 to 765 code for a protein of 240 amino acids. Gene Ontology annotation, biological process: N-terminal protein amino acid methylation. NCBI's taxonomy places the organism in Eukaryota, Fungi, Ascomycota, Sordariomycetes, Hypocreales, Nectriaceae. The record is from RefSeq and is a predicted model, not a curated record. Gene Ontology annotation, molecular function: N-terminal protein N-methyltransferase activity. The transcript has 3 exons.